AGAGCGCAUGGUUUAUCAUUACCUCCUCAGUCUGUCUGCUGACAGAACAGAGACAGCAUGAAGCUGUGUGUCCUUCUUCUGCUCGCUCUGAGCGCCAAGGCCUUUGCCCAAGAUGAGUCCUGUCUAAACCGAUGUGAAAAUGGCUUUGAGGCUCAGAGGAAGUGCCAGUGUGACUCCAUGUGCAAGUAUUACAAAAGCUGCUGCUCUGACUUUGAGGUCAUCUGCGGUAUGACGACCCGUGGUGACACCUUUGUGUUUGCAGAGGAUGAUGAUGAUGAUGACUUGUUUGAAACCCCCACUUCCUCCCCUGAAGGUGCCCCAGCUGUUGCAUCCACCCAGCCCCCCGCCCCAGACUUUAACCAAAGAGGACAUAAACCUAGGGAGUCCAAUCUGGAAAUGACCAAACCUUCGCGACUUGUGAAUCAAAGAGUGACCCCUGAAAGUGAGCUCGCCUCCACAACUGAAGCUGCUCAGACUUCUCCAAACACCACAGCAGCUCCAAACACAACAGCAGCUACCACUGAAGCACCCGAUCCAGAUGCUGUGGUCUGUAGUGGAAGGCCUUUUGACUCCUUCAUGCAGCUUAAAAACGGCUCCAUCUACGCCUUCAGAGGGGAGUACUUCUUUGAGCUGGACCAGAAGGCGGUUCUUCCCGGUUAUCCCAAGCUGAUAAAAGAUGUGUGGGGCAUCAGUGGGCCAAUCGAUGCUGCGUUCACCCGCAUCAACUGUCAGGGGAAGACCUACAUCUUUAAGGGAAACAAGUACUGGAGGUUUGACGAUGGCGUCCUGGAGGGUGACUACCCACGGGACAUCAGUGUUGGGUUUGACAAGAUUCCUGAUCACGUUGAUGCAGCGUUCGCCCUUCCUGCUCACAGCCACCAUGGAAAGGAGAAAGUUUACUUUUUCAAAGGCGACCAGUACUACGUGUACGAGUUUUUACACCAACCCUCCCAUGAGGAGUGUGCAGCCAUGUCUGAGAGGUCUCCGUCAACACUCUUCAGGCAGUACACAGACCUGUACUACAGCAACUAUGAGCGCUUCUUCAGUGAACUAUUCUCCGACUUGCCUCAGCAUCAUGACAAGCAUCACUUCAUUAACAAAGACUGGAAAGGCCUCAAGUCUCCAAUUGAUGCAGCCAUGGCCGGCAGGAUCUACGUCUCUCCUUUGAGGCCAUCAUUAUGGCUAGACCAGCAGUGGGGCCAGCAGUACCAGCAGAACAGAUGGCAGAGAGGUCAGAGGCGGUGGAACCGUUCCCCCUCCUGGGGGUCCAUGGCUGAGCAGGGUAUGAGCAUGGGGCAGGGGUUUGCAGAGAGGGGCAUGGAAAUGGGUCUGAGACUGGCAGAGAGGAGGAUGGAGAUGGAGGAGAGACUGGGCCGAGACUGGGACAGGAGGCGGGAUCAGGACUGGAACCAGGACAGACGAUGGAAUCAGGACUGGGACCAGAACAGAAGGUGGGAUCGGGACUGGGAUCGUUACAACCAGAACAACAGAGGCAACUAUGACACCAGAAAUGAUCGAUUCCUCCAAAGGGAAAUGCCCAUCCAGAGUGUUUUCUUCUUUAAAGAAGACAAAUACUACAGAGUGGACCUCAGGACCAAGAGAGUGGAUCCUGCUAUGCCUCCAUACCCCAGAUCCAUCGCCAAGUACUGGCUCGGCUGUUCAGACGCAAACGGAAAGGAGAAGAAGUAGUUUAACCCAUUUACCCUUGUUGUCUGUUUUUGUCGUGUGAGUUUAAAAUAAUGUUUAACUGAUGAGUCAUGUUCAUAGAAGCUAUCUGUGCCAAACAUUUGCAGCGUCAUUCAUAAAGAUCAGCAAACAGCAGCAACCAGAGAAAGUCCAAAGGGUCAAAGUUUGAAUGUCUGGUUUUCUGAGUGGCUACCAUGUGUUUGCAGCGUCAGCUGAUUGACUUUAUCAAACACGCAAAACGGACUCAAGUCAGAUAAUCACAAGAUGGCAAAGAACUAACAAAAAAUGUUGAAAAAAGUCUUCCUUAUACUUUCUAUUUCAUGUCUACUAUUUGUAACUUUAACAAAAAUGAGUGAAUGAAGAACAAUAUACUGCAGAUAUGUUAGUUCCAAUCAACAGACCCCCAUAACAGGUGAUUUCCUGUUAGAGAACAGCAACAGUACAGCAGCGGAUGUGAAAAUGCACAGAAGUUCAACUUUGUCUCUAGUACUUCAUUACGCAACAGAGGGAAUCUACACUGCAGGGGAAAUAAUUAGGACAACCCACAACAUGUUUUUCUUCUUGUAUAUCUGUUCUGAAGGAUAUGUUACAUCAAUCUGAGCAAUGCAGAGAAAUUCAAUCAAUGUAAAUAAACAAGAAAAACUAAAGGUAACUGGUGUGAUACAGUUGCACAUCAAAUGAGCCACAAAUCAGUCAUUCAUUUCAAUGAAAUUUGUAGGUUUGCCACAAAAUCUGACCAUUGAGAUAAGAGAGUACUCCCUCAUGAUGUUAAAUGAGGCUUUUAUGAAUAAUAUUAAGUAGAUAAGAAGUCUGGUAGGAGAAUUAAAAGUGAUGUCACAGUAGAAAUCAGACAUUUAAUUGUGGAUGGCAUUCAAACAACUUCCAACUUUCAAAAUUCUGAUCAUCCAGUUUACUCCGAGUUGGACAUGAUGUCUCCAAAGAUCCUUAAAUGUGAUAAUAGGACCUACAGUACUGUUGGUAUGAAAGUGAGUACCUGUAAAAAAUAAAAUAAAAUAAUACUUAAUUGAAGGCCAGACUAAGAUUUGCCAGAGGAAGCAUAAACAUAUACACAUAAACCAGAAACCCAUCUGUGAAGCAUGGAGUUGGAAGUGUCAUGGUCUGGGGAUGUCUUGAAAAUCCGCUCAAACUGGGCUCUGAAUGAAAAAGUGCAAAGUUUUUAGUCCAGAUCUUGAACUCAAUGAGAGGCUCUAUGGUGACUUGAAACAGUCUAAAUAGCAAAAAACAGAAAGAAGAACUUUCCUCAGAUCGACAUCAGGCUUCAAAAAGGUGUCUCUAUAGACAAAACAAACAAAAAAAGAUGUAAUCCUAAUUUUUAUUUCUACAAAAGCAAUUCAACUUGUGUUAAUUUUUUAAUAUUACUUGCUGUUGCUCAAGCUGUGAUGUGAUGUCAAACAAAUUAGCAGCACAGAAACCGCUAUGAAGUCAAUGAAAAGGACUUCUGUUUAACAGCUCUACAGAUAUUUGAAUCACAUGCUGUUCUAUCUUGUUGAUCUUGUUCUGAAGUGUUUUUCAUGUUUCAUUCGUUUUCAUAAUCCAAAUAUCAACUGAUUGUAGCGUUAUCGUGUAAAUGAUAAAUUAA
This is a messenger RNA of Cyprinodon variegatus (sheepshead minnow), 3286 nucleotides long. RefSeq names its product vitronectin (gene vtna). The coding region runs from base 58 to 1689 and encodes 543 amino acids. Gene Ontology annotation, biological process: cell-matrix adhesion; immune response; cell adhesion mediated by integrin. Lineage: Eukaryota; Metazoa; Chordata; Actinopteri; Cyprinodontiformes; Cyprinodontidae. The record is from RefSeq and is a predicted model, not a curated record. The transcript has 8 exons. Gene Ontology annotation, molecular function: polysaccharide binding; scavenger receptor activity; extracellular matrix binding.